Molecule: messenger RNA, 345 nt
Organism: Zasmidium cellare ATCC 36951
Lineage: Eukaryota; Fungi; Ascomycota; Dothideomycetes; Mycosphaerellales; Mycosphaerellaceae
Exons: 2
Coding region: 1-345 (114 amino acids)
Source: RefSeq, a predicted model, not a curated record
AUGCCCGAAAUCCACGUCGUAGCAAUCCUCUCCCCGAAACCCGGGAAAGCUGAACGUCUACUCACACUCCUCCAACCCCUCCUCCAAACCGUCCAAACAACCGAACCCCAAACCCUUCGAUACCUCAUGCUUCAAGAACCCACCACGUCCUCCUCCUCUGAAACCACCUCAGAGCAAGACAUCGUCUUCAUCGAGAAAUACGCCUCCCCCGAAGCCAACGAAACCCACGUCCAAGGGGAGAAAUUCCAGCAAGUUUUCCGGGCGAUUGCCGAGGAAGGGUUGUUGGCGAGGGAGAUGGUGCUGAGGAAGGGGUUGGUUGUUGUGGGGGGUUUUGAGGGGAGAUAG